Molecule: messenger RNA, 1131 nt
Organism: Erinaceus europaeus (western European hedgehog)
Lineage: Eukaryota; Metazoa; Chordata; Mammalia; Eulipotyphla; Erinaceidae
Gene: CDPF1
Product: cysteine rich DPF motif domain containing 1
Exons: 4
Coding region: 78-443 (121 amino acids)
Source: RefSeq, a predicted model, not a curated record
GCGGGGUCACGUAGGCAGAGGAGCCUGGGUGCGCAUGCUCUGUGGAUUGGGGCUCUGUGGGUUGGCGGUAGAUUGAGAUGGCGUGUGAACUAGAGCACGGUCCCCCAGGUGUGUUUGAGUGCCAGCUCUGUUCUCUCACGGCUCCAUACAGCUACAUUGGGCAGAAGCCCCCCGACACUGAGUCUGUCAUCCUCUUGGAGGAGAGCUACAUCAUGAAGGACCCCUUCACCGCCAACAAGGACAGGUUUCUGGUCCUGGGCUCUCGAUGCAGCUUGUGCAGCAGGCUGGUGUGUGUGGGCCCGGAGUGCAGUUUAUUCUAUUCCAAAAGAUUCUGCCUCCCUUGUGUCCAGGAAAAUAUUGAUGCCUUCCCUCGGGAAAUUCAGCAAGACCUGGAGAAGAGAAAAGUUCCAGCAAAGAAGCCUGUUAACAAGCCCAGACCCUAGAUAUGAGUUCAGUGGAUGCUGGGCCCUGGGCAGCACCCUGCAUGGGGCUCCUGUGUCAGUGGAGUCUCUGGGAUAGCAUGGGGGUUGAACUUGGAGCUGUUGCUCCCAGCCUUGUUUUGGGCAAUCUGGAGCAUUGUCUGCAGCCUGAGGGAGCAAGAAUUCUAUGACAUCAGGACCAGGAGUCAUUUAUUUAAAGAAGGUCCCCAAAAGACAGGCAUCAGACCAGACAUUCAGCAAACCCCGCUGGUGCUUCCUAGUUCAACUCUGUGCCAGGACUGUGGGGAAGGGAUUCAGAAGCUGGGAAAGCUGGUCACGAGGGGAAGCCAAAGCUAUACCUGCUGGUCCUCCCUCACUCCUACUGGGGGCCUAGGACCUUCAGCACAUCUUGGGGUUGUCACCACUUUGCUUUGACAGGCCUGUGGACACAGUGGUCAGGGGCAUAAGUGCUGCUGUCUCAGCCGUCAGUCUAAUGUGGGGAAAACUCUGGUCAGUUUUGGGGGUUGGCAUUUAGCAGGUCAGUUCACCAGGAGGGAACUUGUAGGUACCCCUGUGGGAAGGGGCUAUAGGGUGCCAAGAGCUAUAGAACAUAUGUGGAACAGAAUUCAUAUUCCGUGUGAUGCUUGGGACAUGUGUUUAACUCUGCCUGUGUGUUAUGUUUAUAAUUAAAAAAUGAUGCAUAUUUUGAGGA